UAAUGCCCUGUGAAUACGGGUGCUGGUGCUGAAAAAAUAUCGGAUAUCUAUAUAUUGAUUAUCGGGGUCAAAAAAUAUCGGCGAUAAUAUAUCGAUAUGUAUCGAUAUAAUAUCGGCUAUUAAAUAUAUCGGUGACUAUCGCACAUCUCAACUGACACUGACAGAUCACAGUAUAGUUUGGUUCAGUUUAGUUAUUAAAAACAUAUAAACAAAAAAAAUCAAAAACUGUAAAUAUUUAUUGCUUUGAUUAAUUCAAAAUGAGUAAAAAACGUCAUGGACUUUCUAAAGAAGAAAUAGCCAAACAGUUCAUGUUGCCAGAAAGAAAAAGUAAAAUAGCCACACUAUUAAAACAAGAUGGACAAGCGUAUUGCAUUUGCCGUAGUUCAGAUAGUUCAAGAUUUAUGAUUGGUUGUGACUCUUGUGAAGAAUGGUAUCAUGGUGAUUGCAUAAACAUUACUGAGCGUGAGGCUAAACAUAUAAAACAAUUCUUCUGUGUACGUUGUCGUGAAGAAGACCCAUCACUUGUUACUCGAUUCAAACAAAAAAAAAUUGAUCAGCCAGAACAAGAACGUAAAUAUAAAAAAUACAAGGAUAAAGAACAUGAGCUAAGGUACGAGUAUGAUGCACCAUAUGAUCCGACCAUAAUCAGAAAAACAUCGAAACGUUGUGGUGAAUGCAGUGGUUGUUUACGUAUAGAAAACUGUGGUAAAUGUGAUCAAUGUAAACGUUUGGAACAUUUGAAAGAACAAAAAGUAUCAUCAGCUAGAAUUAAGUUGCGUUGCAUACAAAGGACAUGCCGAUCUGUUGGUAUUCCGUUCAAACCAUCGAAAAAUAUUAACAGAGCUGAUAAGCCUGUUAAAAAAAGAAAACGCGAUUCAAGUAAUGAAAGACCUGAUCAUUUAGAAAUACCAAGGCAAUGUUAUGGUUCUGCUUGCGUUAAACAAUCGCGUGUUGGUUCAAAAUAUUGUUCAGAUGAGUGUGGUCUUAGACUUGCAACAAAUAGAAUUUACCACAUUUUACCAGUAAGACUUAAAGAGUGGGGUAUGACACCUUGUGUUGCUGAACAAAACAACAUUAAAGCACUUGAAAAUGUCCGGAAACUAAUGCACGAUGUCAAAAAAAUAUUACAUGACUUGGACAAAAGGCAUGUUGAACUUGACCGUAUUGUUGAGAAGGCAAAAGGUGAUAGCAUUGAUCCUCACUCAGAAACUGAUGAAAAUGAUGAUACCGAAAUGAGUAUGUAUUGCAUAACUUGUGGUCAUGAAGUACAUGCAAAAGCCGCAAUAAAACACAUGGAAAAAUGUUUCAACAAGUACGAGUCUCAGGCAUCAUUUGGAUCCAUAUUCAAAACAAGAAUUGAAGGUCAAGUGAUGUUUUGCGAUUUUUAUAAUCCGGUUAAUCGAACAUAUUGCAAACGACUUCGUGUACUUUGUCCAGAACAUUGUAAAGAUCCAAAAAUAUCAGAUAAUGAGGUUUGUGGUUGUCCGUUGGUUACAAAUGUAUUUGACCUUACUGGUAAAUAUUGUCGUGCACCAAAAAAAAGUUGUGUUAAACAUUAUGUCUGGGAAAAAUUACGUAGAGCUGAAAUUGAUAUGGAACGUGUAAGGCAAUGGCUUAAAAUGGAUGAAUUAGUUGAACAAGAAAAAAAUAUACGUGAUAAUAUGAAAAAUAGAGCUGGUGUACUUGGUUUGUUACUCCAUUCAACACAUAAUCACGUACUUGAACAACAGUUAGAGCUUAAACGAAAAGAAGCUGGUGCAUCUCAAGCUAACAAUUUUUCUCAACAAGUAAUUUAAUAAAAUAAGAUUCUAUAUUUAUCUGACUUCAUAUCAUUAUUUUUUACAUUAUUUUACACCUACAUUACUGAAGGUCUGUGCAUAGUUGCAUACAAAGAUUUUCACCAGCGUUACCCGACUGAUUUUUUUAGAUAUACAAAAUACUAAGGAUAAGCAGUAGCUGAGUAGUAGCUAAAGAACCAAUGAAACAGAAAAAUGAUGCUGGGUUAUCUUUUCCGUAGCUACGCUGGCCUUUAGUUUUCAAUUUAUUGAUUUUAUUACAAAUCCUAGGAGCUGAAUGGCUCAGCCGCAGUAUUGUAUUAUAUAAACAAAAAAAGUUAUAAAAACUUACGAAUUAAUCGACAUAGAGUCUUCGUUAUAGGCUUGAACGAAGCGUCUCAAAAAACUCUAUCGCCAGCAUAAUAAGUUUUUUUUUCUAUCUAUAAUAGUUUUUGAGAAAAAAAAAAAAGUAGAAAUUUUGAAUAAAUAUUUUCGCUUUAGAGAAAUUGCGUCUAAACUGUCCAUCGCUAAGUAUUUUGCACCGGAGGUUUUUUAUUCGUGAAACUUUUUUCUAUGAAACUAUAGUGCUCUCAAAUUACUGUGUAGUUAACUAAAAAUAUCACAUACGUUUUUAUGUGGAAUUUUGAAAGUUCUAAAAAACGGCGUAAUAAUAAACUCAACGUAGAACUGAGAUAAAGACUUUGUAUUAGACUCAUAUAAUA
This is a messenger RNA of Aphidius gifuensis, 2497 nucleotides long. Its product is annotated as CXXC-type zinc finger protein 1-like. The transcript has 3 exons. Gene Ontology annotation, molecular function: DNA binding; zinc ion binding. Bases 258 to 1796 code for a protein of 512 amino acids. The record is from RefSeq and is a predicted model, not a curated record. Gene Ontology annotation, biological process: positive regulation of DNA-templated transcription. Gene Ontology annotation, cellular component: Set1C/COMPASS complex. Lineage: Eukaryota; Metazoa; Arthropoda; Insecta; Hymenoptera; Braconidae.